Paramacrobiotus metropolitanus is the source of this 873-nucleotide messenger RNA. RefSeq names its product D(2) dopamine receptor A-like. The record is from RefSeq and is a predicted model, not a curated record. Gene Ontology annotation, biological process: G protein-coupled receptor signaling pathway. The transcript has 3 exons. Gene Ontology annotation, cellular component: membrane. Gene Ontology annotation, molecular function: G protein-coupled receptor activity. The coding region runs from base 1 to 873 and encodes 290 amino acids. Lineage: Eukaryota; Metazoa; Tardigrada; Eutardigrada; Parachela; Macrobiotidae.
AUGGAGAACCGUAGCCUUCGUAACUACUUCUUAAACCAGAGCAGUAACAACAGCACAGAAAUCCCAGCUUGGAUCAAAUAUCACUACACAUUAACCGCAUGGUUCGCCGCAACAAUUACCCUUGCUGGCGUUGGCGUGAUCCUCUUCAUUCUCUUACUGCUGGUCAUCAUCCGCGGACGUUUCUACCACACCGGCUGCGGUGCCCUGAUCCUCCAUCAAGUCCUCGUGGAAAUGAGCAUGGUGGUCAUUCACAUUCCCCUGAAUAUCCUCAAUAUCCACAGCGGUCACCGCGGUUUCUUUACACCGCGUGACUGUGCCGGUAUUCAUUUUACCUUCAUCACAACCAUGAUGGUUACCAAUUGGGCGCAGCUCGCCUUGGCUUUGAACCGCUUUGUGGCCACCUUGUACCCGCAUAAAUAUCAUCUGUGGGUAACGAAAAUGGCGCUGGCCGCGCAGGUGGCAAUUAUUUGGUGUGUGGGACUGCUGCUGACGGCGCCUCAGCUUUUUGGUGUGGAUGGCACGUAUGGUCUAGAUCAACCGUGGAAUAACUGCGCCUUCCUGAUGCGCAACGCAGGACCGUACACAAAAAUUGGUGGAACGAUGGGAGUGUACCUCCCGACGGCCCUCUUAAUGGCACUGUAUCUGACAAUUUUCAUUCGCUUGCAGUGCUUCUCGCGUCAAGUAGUGCAAAAUAAUCAGAACAUCCUGGGUUUAUUACACACUGCCAUAUAUGAGAAAAGUGUGACGGGACUUCAGCUCUGGCUGCGAACGGUAUAUCUAUGCGGAUACAUUAUGACACCGGUAUUUUUCUUCUCCUUGAACAAAGACUAUCAAAAUGGUCUGCUGGAGAUAACGCGCUCAACGCAUGCGUGA